UUUAUAGGUUGGUGACCUACAUCUUUGUUUAUGAAGAUGUGAUCUCCUUGGUAUGCAGUGCUGUUAUCAUCUGGUACUUUGCUGGCAGCUUUGAGAAGAUGGUGGGGACUGUGAAGCACUCCUUCCUCACUCUGGCAUUUGCAGUUUCCUUAGCUUUCCUCUACCUUGUACUCAGGACUAUGGCAUCCAGCCUGUUGAAGAUGAUGGAUGCUGAAGGAUUCACUCCUGUGGCUUUUGCCAUGCUGGCUGCAUCAAUUGCUCGCUCUCAGAUGAGGAAAACAGUGCUCCUUGGAGUGAACUUCCACAUGACAUUUGUGCCCUGGUUGCUGCUUUGCAUGGCCUGGAUGAUCCCAAGUUCUUCUUUCCUAGCAAACCUCUGUGGCCUCUUAAUUGGGAACAUAUAUGGUUAUGGUUACUGUUUUGCUUUGGAUUUCUCCGAAUCAACAGCCUCUUGUUUAGAUCGGAAGUUUCCUUUCCGGCUAUUGAAAAGGAUUCCUGGGAUGAAAUAUGUCCCCGGAUCCCUGGCAGAAAGAAGGGCUUUCCAGAACAGAAAGUUAAAUCCAGUGCCAGGUUCUUAUCCCACUCAGAACUAUCACAGCCCCCCUCCUCCGUUGCUUGCCAUGCACAUGCAGCAUCCUAACGCACAAAUUCCAGCACCUGGAUCACCAUGCUUUCAGAUUCCCACACCACAUCACACUGCUGGUGCUAUGGGAGAACUGUGCAUCCAGAACCAUUCCCACUCACCAGCAGGACUGCCAUCAGCUUCUCGUCUUGUUGGUGCUAAUUCAUGGGUGCCUGAAAAGGCAGGUGAUUUGGGUGCCCACCAAGCGCCAGGGCUUCUGACUGUGGGAGCUGCCUCAAAAUCAGAAGAUGAUUGUCAAGUUCAUAUAGGUUGAGUCUAGCAGGUAACUGCAAAUGUUGGACUCUGCUAUAGUAACAGUGGUUUCCCUGAGAAGGAAGUCUCUUCCAAAUGAUAAAAAGUUUUGGAGAUCCUGAGAAGGUUGAAUCUAAUUGAAGAAAGGGACCAUUCUCUGUCUUGUGGCAGCCUGGUGGGAUCGAGUGACAACAAUAUCUCGGCUGUUUAAUUCUGAAAUUUAAUUUAUGCAUUAACUUUGGGUGAUGAUAGUGUGGCCUUCACAGCUUUGGGUUGUAUCUCCAAUUUUGUAAUAGGUGGUGGAAAUUUUCCAUUUACUGAGGUACUGGACAGUUUAGGAUUGGUUUUACGGUGCUUCUGAUAAAACUGUUCUUUCCUUAACAUUUGACUGGCGGGAAAGCUGUUUAGGAUCUUUUUUUUAAAAAAAAGUAUUGGCCAUGGAUGAUAUGUGCCUGUUGAAUUGAGACACUUAUUGUCAUCUGAGCACCUUAGCUUAAACCUCUGAUUAUUUUAUAAAAUGGCUUGUUAUUGAUUUUCAAAAUCUACAUUAGAUAAAUUUGGUAUAGAUCACAUAUGAGGAAGUGUAGCCAGCUGGUUCUGGUAAGGACGAUAUUCAUGAAAGUCAUGCUGUACAUACAGAAGAUCCCAGUUUCAAUCUAUGAUGUUUCUACUUAAAAAAAAAAGCUAAACAGCAUGAAGCUAUGAAAGGUUUCUUGUGAAACCAUGAGAAUUUUCUCCCAGUCACGGUCAUGGGCAUUAUUUUGUUUAACAGAUCUGGCAUCUUUCUACCAUGUUCUCUUGGCUAGCAUAACCUUGGCAAAUGUAUGAUAUUACUGGAAAGUGGGAUAAGCUGCAACUGUGGUAAGAGAAAAAUCUAUUGAAUAAAAGAAUAAUUUGUGAGGAGUGUAUCGUAUUUGUAUGGAAAUGAGAGAUAUGCUGCAGAGAGGAAUGAAGAAAUUUAUACUGGUUAAGGUUGAUCCUUGGAAGAGCUUAUAUUUUUCGCUGUACAGUGGUACCUCGGUAUUUGUUAAUUGGUUCUGGGAAGCAUGAUGAGGUGCGUACCAAAAAUGAUGAAUUUUUCCUAUAACAAAUGAUGUGAGUCAGAAGGCAGCUGACAUGGACAGGUUCUAGCUUGUGCUUUGAGUACCAAACAAACGAUGAGUACCAGCACAAAAUUUUCAUGUAAAAAUGCAUUGAGUACCUAAUUUGAUAAGUUUCAAAGCAGUUGAGUACCAAGGUACCACUGUACAAAGAAGCAAUGUUGAAUAUGAAAGUUAUAGGUGGAUUCCAUAAGGAAGUGGUCAGAUUCAUUAAUUGCUAAAAGCUCAGGUACAGAAAUCUUCUCAACCAACUGUUGAUACCUUCUUAGAUAAGGGUCAACAUCGCUCAAGGAGGGUUGGACAUAGUUCCCUUGUGUCGACGUAGAGAUUCUAAGCUAAUUCCUCUUUAACCCCAUCCCCAAGUUCUGUCAUCACUUCUCUUACAGAAGGUGAUUUAAUAAUUGUGUGCAGUGGAAAAACUGGCUAUUAUUACCCAAAACCGUCUGUCACUUUUGGUUUAUUGAGGAACAGUUUCAAUGACUUGGUUUGGAUUUUGCAUUUUCUCCAGUUCGCCUUUUGGGAAGCAAUAGCUAAUUUUUGUUACUUUGAAUUGCUAACAUCACCUUUCAGAGAUGAAGCCCCUCAGUACAAUCUUUAAAAGUUAAUUCUCAGAUGGGAAGUCCCUCUGGCCCAAAGUGUAAUUUUCUGGGAUUUUAGUUCAAAGGAACUGUCCUCCUCUUCAUAAUGGUGUGAGACAUCUAACAAAUAUUUGUAAUUUAAUUCUGAAAUAUGUUUUUACCAUUUCAAAAUUGCACAUCAGGUUUGCUCAUUAAAAAAAAAAUAUUGUAGCAGUGCAGGCACCUGGCAUCUUUAAUGUCAGUGCCCCAUUUAUGAUGUAUUGUCCCUUUUAUCAGCUGUUCUGCCCCUAGGAAGAACAAAGGUCCCUGUUUCUCAAAAUACAAAGCCUAGUUUCUUUCUUCAAAGGCCAAAGUCUUCCUCUUAGAACAUUGCUUCUUCUGCUCUAAUACUAUUUGUGGAUGGCUCCAGGAAGUCUCAUAAAAUAUGAACAGCGUUGUAAACAUGUAUUUAGAAAUGAAUUUCCCUAAAUACUUGAAAUUGCUACUGUUUCACCUAUAUUUAUUUCCUCUUUGUAAUGAGAUGGAUAUAUCCCCUUCUCCCUCUUCUCUCCAUGCUUUGAAUUGUGCAUAUGUCUUCCUUGGCAUGUAAGUGCUGGCAGGUCAGAUGGUGCACUGCACAGUCAGAAAGUCAUCCAUUCUACAACUAGGGCAAUACACUGCAAAUUAAUAGAAUUGUAUUUUUUCGUGAGACUGAAAUAUCUUUGUUUUGUUAAGCUGAGAUUUAAAAAGGAUAUCCAGGCAUGACUAUGGAAGCCCAUGGCAAAGAAUAGCAAAAAGAAUUAAUGGUUGAAGAUAAUUUUCUCUGUUUUCAUUGAGUUAAAAACAACUUGAUGGCAGUCAAUUAUUUAAUUGAUCAAUCAAUCAGUUCUUGGAGGUCAGAUGUCUAACCCAGGGUUAUGUAGAAGAAGAGAGAAGGCAUGAUCUCUUUGAAGGAUAUUGAGGUUAUAUGCUAAGAAGAAAUACCUUGCCAACAAUUUUGUAGCAAAGUUUGCCAAAAAAUUGUUUGCACAGCUGCCAGAAAAUUUGUCCUUACCGUGAUUCUGAUUUAUUGCUACAGUUUUUAUGCUCCUUCAAUCAAGCAGAUCUAAAUGUUUUACAAAAGAUACGUUAUGUACCUUUUUAUCUCUACUUCUAUCUUAGAGAAGUAGAUGUUGAAUACAGAUUCAACAUCAUUGAUAGCAAUAAGUAUGUAGACUGUAAAAUACUAUAAUUUUGAUUGUGGUGAGCUAGAAAUAUAAAUUCAAUCUAUCAGUUAUCAAUAACACUCAUUACACAUCCUUAGAUAACACAAUUCAUUAAUUAUUCAGAACCUGAAAGCCUACUUAAACAACCAGGUCUUUAACUUUCUGAAUAUUAAAAAGUAUGAUGUUCUUAUCUCUUAGAUCAGAGGUGUCAAACUUGUGUCAUCACGGUGUUAUCACAUGACGUAUCAUGACUCCCCCCCUU
This is a messenger RNA of Thamnophis sirtalis, 3998 nucleotides long. The record is from RefSeq and is a predicted model, not a curated record. NCBI's taxonomy places the organism in Eukaryota, Metazoa, Chordata, Lepidosauria, Squamata, Natricidae.